Molecule: messenger RNA, 2421 nt
Organism: Morone saxatilis (striped sea-bass)
Lineage: Eukaryota; Metazoa; Chordata; Actinopteri; Moronidae
Gene: gfm1
Product: G elongation factor, mitochondrial 1
Biological process (GO): mitochondrial translational elongation
Cellular component (GO): mitochondrion
Molecular function (GO): translation elongation factor activity; GTP binding; GTPase activity
Source: RefSeq, a predicted model, not a curated record
GUGAAGGGGAAGGACGGUGUUGGAGCCACGAUGGACUCUAUGGAGCUGGAGAGACAGAGAGGCAUCACCAUCCAGUCCGCUGCCACAUACACUGUGUGGAAGAACCACAACAUCAACAUUAUUGACACACCAGGUCACGUGGACUUUACCAUCGAAGUGGAACGAGCGCUGCGCGUGCUGGACGGUGCCGUGCUGGUUCUGUGUGCGGUGGGAGGAGUCCAGUGUCAGACCAUGACUGUGAACAGGCAGAUGAAACGCUACAACGUCCCCUUCCUCACCUUCAUCAACAAGCUGGACCGCAUGGGCGCCAACCCCAGCCGAGCCCUGCAGCAGAUGAGAACCAAACUGAACCACAACGCAGCCUUUGUGAGCAUCCCCAUCGGCCUGGAGGGGAACAUGCGCGGCAUCAUAGACCUUGUGGAGGAGCGGAGCAUGUAUUUCGAAGGACCUUUUGGUCAAACUAUCCGCUAUGAUGAGAUCCCGGCAGAUUUCCGUGCUGAGGCUGAAGACCGGAGGCAGGAACUGGUGGAGUGUGUAGCCAACGCUGAUGAAAUGCUGGGAGAAAUGUUCUUGGAGGAAAAGAUUCCAACCAAUGAAGAUCUGAAGGCUGCAAUCCGCAGGGCCACAGUGCAGCGUCUCUUCAGUCCAGUGUUGGUGGGCACAGCACUGAAGAAUAAGGGCGUCCAGCCUCUACUGGACGCUGUCCUGGAUUACCUGCCGAACCCCACUGAAGUCAAAAACUAUGCUCUACUCAAUAACGAAGACGGCAAUGAAAUCAAACUUCAAAUGGAUCCUACAAGAGACUCUACACACCCCUAUGUCGGCCUGGCCUUCAAACUGGAGGCAGGGAGGUUUGGCCAGCUUACGUAUGUGCGUGUUUACCAGGGCUGUUUGAAGAAGGGGGAAUACAUCUACAACACACGCACGAGCAAGAAAGUCAGAGUUCAGAGGCUGGUGCGUCUCCACGCUGACCAGCUGGAGGAUGUGGAUGAGGUCUAUGCAGGAGAUAUUUGUGCUCUUUUUGGCAUUGACUGCGCCAGUGGAGACACUUUUACCUCCAAGACCAACGCUAACCUCUCCAUGGAGUCUAUUCACAUCCCAGAGCCUGUCAUUUCCAUGUCAAUGAAGCCAGCCAACAAGAAUGACCUGGACAAGUUCUCCAAAGGCAUUAACCGUUUCACCAGGGAAGAUCCGACGUUUCGGGUGCAUUUUGACACCGAGAGCAAAGAAACAAUUAUCUCCGGCAUGGGCGAGCUACAUCUUGAAAUCUACUCCCAGAGGAUGGAGAGAGAAUACAACUGUCCCUGUGUGAUGGGAAAACCCAAAGUGGCUUUCAGAGAGACGAUCACCAGUCCUGUAUCGUUUGACUUCACUCAUAAGAAGCAGACCGGCGGCUCUGGGCAGUACGGUAAAGUUGUAGGAUUCCUUGAGCCUCUUGACCCAGAGAAUAACACCAAGGUGGAGUUUGAAGACAAGACUGUUGGAACCAACAUCCCAAAGCAGUUUGUACCAGCUGUAGAAAAGGGCUUCAGGGAGGCCUGUGAGAAGGGACCCCUGACCGGACACAAGAUCUCAGGAGUCAGAUUCGUCCUGGAAGACGGAGCGCAUCACAUGGUGGACUCCAAUGAGUUCUCCUUCAUCCGUGCAGGAGAGGGUGCUCUAAAACAAGCUAUGGAAAAGGCCAGCACGGCCAUCCUGGAGCCAAUCAUGUCUGUGGAGAUUGUAGCGCCUCAGGAGUUCCAGGGAGUAGUCAUCGCUGGUGUAAACCGCCGGCAUGGUGUUAUCACAGGACAGGAUGGAGCUGAGGGAUACUUCACUCUGUACGCUGAUAUUUCACUUAAUGACAUGUUCGGCUACUCCACAGAACUACGCUCCAAUACUGAAGGAAAAGGGGAGUACACCAUGGACUACAGCAAAUACCAGCUCUGCCUGCCAUCCACACAAGAGGAACUUAUCAAUAAAUACUUAGAGGCUACAGGACAGCUGCCUGCAAAGAAGAAACAGUGGAAGAGCUGAAAGCUGUCAAAUCUACCCAACUGUACACUAUUGAACUUUGACAUGACCACCAUCCCUCAUCCAUUAUGACUCGACAAUAAGGCUUUGAUUAUUGGAGCCGUAAAAAAACGUUACAUUACUUUUAGUUUUGUAGUUAAAGCAUUUUUCUUCCUGAUGUUCGACCCCUGCAGAAAAACCUAUUUAUUACCUUGAUUUUAGUCCUAUUUGAUGUCUCGGCUCUGCAGCCAGCAUUUUGCAAGAUGGUGGUUUAUAAGGAAAGCUUAGUGUUUCGACUUGAGCUUAUAAUUGUACUAUGUACAGGACUGUCUUGAUGUAAUGUUGAUUGCAACAAUGAUAUACAUAUAUCCGUCUUUAAAACAAAUGUAAUUUCUUUUUCUGUGCAGAUCAUUUAUGAUUCAACAAACA